Messenger RNA from Fraxinus pennsylvanica, 798 nucleotides. The record is from the annotation of a GenBank genome assembly. Lineage: Eukaryota; Viridiplantae; Streptophyta; Magnoliopsida; Lamiales; Oleaceae.
AUGGCCACCAGCUCGACCUCGAAGAAUCCUUGGAAGCUUCUAGAUACGCCAGUCAUCCUUAUUCCACUCACCCCUGUGAAGGAUGGUCAAUGUCCUGAAUAUAGCGAGGAGGAACAAGCUAUUUUUGCUGUUGGUCUAGUCAAAGCCAAGCCGCAAAUUGAAAGGCCAAGCACAAUCUCCCUUAGGUCUGAAUUCUGUCAACUUAAGAAGGAAUCAGGUGGUGGUGGCUGUGGCUUGGGUGGCGGAGGACCUGGAGGCGAAUAUGGUGGAGGACCUGGAGGUGGAGAUGGUGGAGCAUCUGGUGGUGGGUUUGGUGGAGCACCUCGUGGUGGAUUUGGUGGAGGACCUGGAGAAGGUGGGUUUGGUGGAGCACCUGGUGGUGGCUUUGGUGGAGGACCUAGAGGUGGAUUCGGAGGACCAGGAGGCGGAUUUGGCGGAGGACCUGGUGGCGGGUACGGGUUUGGCGGAGGACCUGGUGGCUGGUUUGGCGGAGGACCUGGUGGUGGUUUUGGUGGAGGACCCGGUGGCGGGUUUGCUGGAGCACCUUGUGGCUGGUUUUGUGGAAGACCAGGUGGUGGAUAUGGUGGAGGACCAGGUGGUGGACAUGGUGGAGGUCCUGGAGGUGGAUUUGAUGGAGGACCUGGUGGUGGAUAUGGUGGAGGACCUGGAGGUGGACAUGGUGGAGGAAAUGGGGAUGGAGGUGGAGGUGAUGGAGGACCUGGUGGUAAGUUCAGUGGAGGACAUGGAGGCGAAGACGGUGACGAACCUGGUAGUGGAUUUAGUGGGAAAAAAAACUAG